Neomonachus schauinslandi (Hawaiian monk seal) is the source of this 1883-nucleotide messenger RNA. It is a transcript of the gene PPIE, whose product is annotated as peptidylprolyl isomerase E. The transcript has 10 exons. Gene Ontology annotation, biological process: protein folding; protein peptidyl-prolyl isomerization. Gene Ontology annotation, cellular component: intracellular membrane-bounded organelle. The record is from RefSeq and is a predicted model, not a curated record. Gene Ontology annotation, molecular function: RNA binding; peptidyl-prolyl cis-trans isomerase activity. Bases 24 to 929 code for a protein of 301 amino acids. NCBI's taxonomy places the organism in Eukaryota, Metazoa, Chordata, Mammalia, Carnivora, Phocidae.
CGGCGGGUGAGCGCGGGAGCAAGAUGGCCACUACCAAGCGUGUGCUGUACGUGGGUGGGUUGGCAGAGGAGGUGGACGACAAAGUUCUUCAUGCCGCCUUUAUCCCUUUUGGAGACAUCACAGAUAUUCAGAUUCCUCUGGAUUAUGAAACAGAAAAGCACCGAGGAUUUGCUUUUGUUGAAUUUGAGUUGGCAGAGGAUGCCGCAGCAGCUAUUGACAACAUGAAUGAAUCUGAGCUCUUUGGACGGACAAUUCGUGUCAAUUUGGCAAAACCAAUGAGGAUUAAGGAGGGCUCGUCCAGGCCAGUGUGGUCAGAUGAUGACUGGCUGAAAAAGUUUUCUGGGAAGACUCUUGAAGAGAAUAAAGAGGAAGAAGGGUCGGAGCCUCCCAAAGUAGAAACCCAGGAGGGAGAGCCCACGGCAAAAAAGGCCCGGUCGAAUCCUCAGGUGUACAUGGACAUCAAGAUCGGGAACAAGCCGGCCGGCCGCAUCCGGAUGUUGCUGCGUUCCGACGUUGUUCCCAUGACAGCAGAGAAUUUCCGAUGCCUGUGCACCCACGAGAAGGGCUUCGGCUUUAAGGGAAGUAGCUUCCACCGCAUCAUCCCCCAGUUCAUGUGCCAGGGCGGCGAUUUCACGAACCACAAUGGCACGGGGGGCAAGUCCAUCUACGGGAAGAAGUUCGACGAUGAGAACUUUAUCCUCAAACACACGGGACUAGGCCUGCUCUCCAUGGCCAACUCCGGCCCAAACACUAACGGCUCCCAGUUCUUCCUGACGUGUGACAAGACGGACUGGCUGGACGGCAAGCACGUGGUGUUUGGGGAGGUCACGGAAGGCCUGGAUGUCCUGCGGCAGAUUGAGGCCCAGGGCAGCAAGGAUGGGAAGCCAAAGCAGAAGGUGAUCAUCGCCGACUGCGGGGAGUACGUGUGAGUCCGCACACGCUGUCUCCGCACCUCCCCUGCCUAUCCAGGAGCCGUUAGCCUGGGAACCAGCACGUGAGGGCGUCUGUCCCCUUUGUGGCAAGCAGGGGUGUGUGUCGUGGCCCUUCUUGGGGGUCAGCUUGGAGCAGCUCUUCUGCAGACUCGGCCCGGGCUCCCUCUGGCUCUCUCCCAGGUGUGGCCGUGGGCCCGGGAGCUCGCAGGGGUCCCCACUGUGGACGGGUGGUGCGUGGCCUUUUCCAGGCCUUUGCUGCCACGGCUUCUCCUGGGCCCACCAGCGGGGCUCCUGGACAUCGCUUCUGGUAAAAUAAACCCGAGUUCUUGUACUGCAAGUCCAGCUAGCUCCUAGGAGUUGUCCGAGUUUGCAUCUCUGCUGAAUUAGGCUGGCAGAGGGAUAGGGCAUAGCUUUUCUUUCCUCCCUUGGGUGGAUUCCCUGAGGUGCCAGGUGGUGUAUCUUCAAGCCAGGUACCCUUGUCAAACCAUGGUCAGGACAGUGGAAAUCAAAAAUAUCAAAGAAGUCCGUCUUCUGCCGCCUUCCACUCCAGAACUCCUGCCGGCUAGUCUUUGAGGCAGCGGGGGUACUUUAUCACUCGCAACGAUUCGUUUGUUUGUUUCUUCAUAUUCGUUCUACAGAAUUUUUUUUAAGGAAGUUCUACGCCCAGUGUGGGGCUCCAACUCCUGACCCUGAGAUCAAGAGUCGCAUGCUCCGCUGACUGAGCCAGCCAGGCGCCCCCAGUCUACAGGAUCUGUAAACGCUGUUUUAUACCUCAGAGCACUUCUCUGUGCCGGGUACUGGGCUUACUUGUCCAGAGGCAGGAGGCCACCCGGCUCUGCGGGCCUAAUCCAACCUGCUGCUUUUCUGUUGAGUAAAAAGUUAUUGGAAGGGACGCCUGGGUGGCUCAGUCGGUUAAGCGUCUGCCUUCGGCUCAGGUCAUGAUCCCAGGGU